This is a messenger RNA of Fonsecaea erecta, 957 nucleotides long. RefSeq lists its product as hypothetical. Gene Ontology annotation, molecular function: arylformamidase activity. NCBI's taxonomy places the organism in Eukaryota, Fungi, Ascomycota, Eurotiomycetes, Chaetothyriales, Herpotrichiellaceae. The transcript has 8 exons. The record is from RefSeq and is a predicted model, not a curated record. The coding region runs from base 1 to 957 and encodes 318 amino acids.
AUGCAUUUCGACCCUUCCUCGACGUCGCUGCCAAAGCGCUCGGAGUUGCCCCAAAUCCCAGGUGCCCCCGAGGGAGCAGCCUGGUUCUGGGGAAAGGAUGAUGAGCUUGGACGUCUCAAUCUCCUCACGCCCGAGCGCGUCGCCAAAGCUGCAGGGUUGAUCAAAAGCGGCGAGGUCGUCAAUCUCAAUUGGCGUGUCGACUAUCCCAACCCCCCGGCCUUUGGGAGACAGAAAUUCAAGCACACCAUUUCACCCCUGGGUGAGGCCGGGUUCGACGACCUGUACGACAUGAACACCCAGAGUGGAUCGCAAUGGGACGGGUUUCGACAUGUCGGACUCCAUCACGAUGGCGGCGUAGUCUUCUAUAACGGGCUCACCAAGGACGAAAUAUACAACACCGCCCGGUGCGGGAUGCAGGCGUGGGCGCAGCACGGAAUAGCCGGCCGCGGCGUCCUUAUCGACUACUGGGGCUACUCCGGCGGGAACUACGACCCGGUCAGCUCGCACCGGAUCCCGCUGAGCGAGCUGCAGGCGUGCGCCAAGGCACAGGGCGUGACGUUCCAGCCGGGCGACAUCCUGCUGGUGCGGUCGGGGUUCGUGGGCGCGUACAACAAGCUCGGCGAGCAGGAGCGGGCGCACCUGGGCACGCUGACCAUCCCGGAGCACACGUUCGCGGGCGUCGAGGCCACCGAGGCCAUGCUCGACUUCCUGCACGACAACUACUUCGCCGCCGUGGUCGGCGACGCCCCGGCCUUUGAGGCCUGGCCCGUCCAGCAGCUCUCCCUGCACCAGUACCUCCUCCCGCGCUGGGGCGUGCCCAUCGGCGAGAUGUGGGACCUCGACCAGCUCGCUGAGACCUGUCGCCAGAAGAAGCAGUACUCGUUUUUCAUGUCGAGCGCUCCGGCGAAUGUGCCCGGUGGUGUCGGGAGCCACCCUAACGCCAUUGCGAUAUUCUAG